Messenger RNA from Aspergillus heteromorphus CBS 117.55, 1921 nucleotides. Its product is annotated as Ran exchange factor Prp20/Pim1. NCBI's taxonomy places the organism in Eukaryota, Fungi, Ascomycota, Eurotiomycetes, Eurotiales, Aspergillaceae. The record is from RefSeq and is a predicted model, not a curated record. The transcript has 3 exons. The coding region runs from base 174 to 1745 and encodes 523 amino acids. Gene Ontology annotation, molecular function: guanyl-nucleotide exchange factor activity. Gene Ontology annotation, cellular component: cytoplasm.
CAGUAACACCCACACACUCGCCAUCACCACCACCCCCAUCCCCCCUUCCCCGGAUCUUUCAAUUCUCUCCAUACUAGGACCAUCUGUCCCCGUCAUCACAUUCCAUCUUACAGUCCUACCACUCGUGCUUCUUCCAUACUGCUUUUCGUCGCUUUACGACAUCCCAUCGCACAAUGCCUCCCAAACGUGCUGCGAGCGCCGCCACCAAGCGCAAACAGGACCAGCCCACCAACAACAAGACCAAGGCCGAACCGACCACUGUGAAAGAGGUCGCUGCGCCGGUCAAGACUGGCGGACGGAAACGCAAGGCUGCCGACUCGGUCGAGGAGAAGUCAGGGGCCACCGCUGCUGCUCCUGCCGCUGCGCCGCGGGUGACCAAGAAGCAGAAGGAGGCUCACGCUAUUCUGAACUACGCUCCCAAGCAGCUCCUCGAUGUGUACGUCUUCGGAACCAACUGCUACGGCGAACUCGGACUCGGCGACGCCACGAAGAAGUCGGAGAUCCCUGGUCCCGUCCUGAACCCCAAGCUCUCGGCGGACGCGGCUGGCGUGGUUCAGCUCGCUAUCGGAGGUGUUCAUUCUGCGGCUCUUACGCAUGAUAAUAAGAUUCUUACUUGGGGUGUCAAUGAUGAGGGUACGUUGGGUAGGGAUACGAAGGAGGAGCGCAAGGAGGUCGAUGCUCCCAAUGGCGAUGCCAAGGAGGAUGAGUCGGACUCGGAUUCGGAUGACGAUGAAGUCGAUCUUAAUAUGAAGGAGGCUACCCCGACGGCGGUGGAUUCUGAUCUUUUCCCCAAGGGCACUGUCUUCACACAGCUCACGGCGACGGAUAGUGCCACGUUCGCUCUCACUCAAGAAGGUCAGGUUUAUGGUUGGGGAACGUUCAGAGGCAGUAACGGUGUGAUCGGUUUCUCCCCCGACACGAAAAUCCAAACCAAGCCGGUUCUGGUCCCCGGACUCGAGAAGAUCACAUAUCUUGCCGCUGGCUCGCAACACGUCCUGGCGCUGACCGCCAAGGGCGCCGUUCUUACCUGGGGUUGUGAGGAGCAGAACCAGCUUGGUCGGAGAAUAUCGGGCCGUCUGCAUGGCAAGCUCGAGGGUCUCAUCCCCGGGCAGUGUGCGCUCCCGUCGGACGUCGUGAGCAUCGGAACGGGCUCGUACCACUCCUUUGCCAUCCGCAAGAAUGGUCGGGUGCACGCUUGGGGCUCGAACAACUUCGGACAGACCGCCGUCCCCAUGAGCGCCGGUGAAAGCGACGCCGUGGUCCUCUACCCGACCGAGGUCAAGUCGUUCCGCAAGCACAGCAAGAUUGUCUCCAUCGUUGGUGGAAAGGACCACAGCUUGGCCGUUACCGAGGAUGGAAAGUGCUUGACUUGGGGACGUGUUGACAACAAGGCCCUUGGUAUCCCCCUCGAGGAGAUGCCUGCGGACGAGAUUGUGCAUGAUGAGCACGACCGGCCCCGUAUCCUCACGAUGCCCACUCCCCUCGUGGAUAUCAAGGAAGAGAUCGUCUUUGCCACCGCCUCCAGUGAUCAUUCAUUCGCCAUCACGAAGGACGGUAAGGCGUACAGCUGGGGCUUCAACGUCCAGCGCCAGGCGGGACACCGUGACCAGGAUGAGGUUGAACGGCCAACGCUCCUCUCAAACAAGCACGUCAACGAUAAGAAGCUGGUGGGCGCCGCGGCGGGCGGGCAGUUCAGCAUGAUCGUGGGGGAGAACUCGCCGCAGGUCAACGGCAAUCACGCAUGAACAUGAGCAUGAUCUCCACUAGUUAAGCCAGUUUUUGUAACAGUCCUGUUAUCUACCCUCGCGAAUUGAUAUAUCUGUAUUAGUACUAUUUCCACUACACCUACUACUAUCUUGUUAUGAUGUGACCUGCAGUUAACCCUCCAGUCAAUGUAAGAAAGCGUUAGGCGUCCUUUCUC